AUGCAGCGCGACCAGACAUCAGAUCUCUCCGGUGACCUCAAAAACGUGCACUUUGGCUCAGCAACCCGUGCUCCGGUAGCACCGAUGCUCAGCCUCUACUGUGUGUCGUCUGCCAUGGACGUAGACAACGAGAACAGAACGACGCAAAUUGCCGACAGCAAUGCCCUGACGGUACCACCAAACUCACCCUGGCAGCCUCUCGACGUCGCCAGGAUGACACAACCACCGCUCAACACAGAGCCCCAAGCAAUGGUGACUUUGCAUGGGUUCUUUGGCUCUGAGGGACCAGCUGCUCAAGUGAAAGGUACACCAACAGCCCUCCAAACCCUCGCUAUGGCCAUCUCGAAUGAUCUUAAAGUCUUCACAGGUGCUUCUGACGGCGACAUGAUAGUCGAGAGCGCGCUUCUCCCUCUACACAUCAGAGGCGUCGUACCAGACUAUCGCGCAAACGGUAUUCUCGAAGUUCAAGAUGCAACCGAAGCUGCGGCCCUCGGACUCACUCCUGAUCAGUUUGCGCUUUCUCCAGAGGAGAUGAGGGUGCUCGAUACUGCUUACCCCCCAUUCCUCUCUCAAAUCCGGGACGACAGUAAGUACUUCGACAUCGCCAAGCUUCUCGUAAUGCUCAAAGUCUUCGCAAGAUACUUCCAACACACUGGCAAGCGCUACCAGGUCCUCGUUCUCACAAAGAUGGAGGGCACGCAGGUUCUUGACGCAAAGGUCUUCUCUACCCAAGAGGGGGCGAACGAGACAGUCUUUCUCUACCGCAACAUUACUUUCAAUGGCUUCUUCGGUGGUGCUCCAUCUUACGAAGAGGCCUGGAUGCCAAUCUCCCUUGGUCAUGACGCGCCAAGACCGGCUCGUGAGCUUGACAUCCUCGGACGUCCUGCCGGACAGUAUGUCGACCAAUACGAAAAGCAAGCUAUCAGGCAGCCAAGCAAAACAAAGAAGCCAAAGCGUGCUCCAGCGCCACAGAACACCACUCCAGCACAAUCCUCUGGUCCCAGAAACAGGGCGAAGCCGAUUCACUCCGGGAUCGAUGUCUCUGCAUAUCACGGCAUGACACCUGCGGAAGUCUUCACCGCUGUCGAGCAAGAGCUCGCGGCUGGAACAAUAACAACCGAUGAGGUCGCCGGAGAACGACUUCUCCUCUUCGCUAUCGCUUGCAGCAACCGUGAAAUCCGAGACCUCCUCCAUCCCUACUGCGAGCGGAACUUCGAGACCCUCCCAAGCGACAAUAACGUCUACAAUGGACGUAUCCUCCCGGCCAUCAAACGUGCCCUGAAACCUGGACAGAGCUUCGAGAAAGCAAAGGUCGAGUUCGAUGACGCUCGUAAGGCUCACAACCUCAAGACAACCAGUGGUCUUCGUGGAAAGUCGACGAAGGAAGUCAAGAUCUCCUCUCUCCCUCGCAAGAGUCAGAGGGCGGUCAAGUAUGAUGAGCCAGCAGAUGAGGAGCCAGAAGCCGAUAUGUCUGACGACGACAUGGUCGAUGAUGGCGAGGCCACUCCUGCUCCUACACCUCGACCUACACGAAGCACACGCGGUGCCAAGCCUCGCGCAAGCUAUAGAGCCACCGCUGAUGAGUCCGAAGAUGAGGAAAUGGACGAUGCUGACGACACAGAGCAGGAUCGCGCCAAGGCCCGCUACAAGCGUGCUAAGAUGGACAAGGACGAUGAGGAUGAUGAAGACGCCGACUUCGAGCUUGAUGCUUGA
This is a messenger RNA of Fulvia fulva, 1713 nucleotides long. RefSeq lists its product as uncharacterized. Bases 1 to 1713 code for a protein of 570 amino acids. NCBI's taxonomy places the organism in Eukaryota, Fungi, Ascomycota, Dothideomycetes, Mycosphaerellales, Mycosphaerellaceae. The transcript has a single exon. The record is from RefSeq and is a predicted model, not a curated record.